Molecule: messenger RNA, 2187 nt
Organism: Lagopus leucura (white-tailed ptarmigan)
Lineage: Eukaryota; Metazoa; Chordata; Aves; Galliformes; Phasianidae
Product: syntaxin-binding protein 4-like
Molecular function (GO): protein binding
Source: RefSeq, a predicted model, not a curated record
AUGGGUGGUAAUUUAUGGCAGCCCAAGAAAGAAAGAUGCCUCUCCUCUCUCUGCAGGACACUCAUGGGACCGUAUGGGAUGGAUCGAACUGUGCACUGCUUUGAAUUCUACGACUGUGCCAAUGGACUGGGAAUUAAGGUGAUCGGUGGCAUCAAGGAGCUCACUGGAGAAGAAUAUGGAGUUUAUGUCAAGAGGAUCCUGCCAGGGGGUGUUGCUUAUGCUGAUGGGCGCCUGCAGCCAGGAGACCAGAUCCUGGAGGUCAAUGGAGAUUCUCUAAUUGGGGUUACCAGCGAGAGGGCUGUGGACAUCCUGAGGACAGCAUCAGCCACCAGCCACAUGCGCCUUCUGAUAGCCCGCGACGACGAUGCCAGGAGGGAGUUCUCAGAGCUGCUGGAGAAGUUUGGCUCCCAGAGCAACACCGGCUCUGCACGGAGCUCACCAGUCCUGCAUGGUGGCAGUCGAUACCUGGAAAGCACAUCCUCAGGCUCCUCCUCGCGCUCCCAGAGCCCGCUGCUGCUGAGCCCAGCCAGCUCCCACGGCCCCUUCAUCGGCAACCCGGCGCAUGCACCCCACGCUCACUACUCCACUGAAUCAGGAAUCCAGAGCAUUUCUAUAGCAAAGUCCUCUGGCUUAGGGCUGACGGUCAGUGGUGGAGCCAACAGGCCUGAUGGUCCCAUGGUUUAUGUCCAAGAACUUACACCAGAUGGUGACUGCUACAAGGACGGUCGGCUCCGACCCGGUGACCAACUCAUUGCUAUCAACAGAGAUUCUUUGGUGGGCAGCACACUGGAAGAGGCCAGAAAAAUUAUUGCAAAAGCCAAAUUCAGACAUGAGGGAAACACAGAAGUGGCCUUUAUUCCUGGAAGGGGACGGUUACAUCCCGGACUGUCAGCUCAUAACAGCAUCCCAUUGCCACCACCGAAGGCUGUGGGAAAUGGGCUGAGCUCCUGCAGACUGAAGGUCCACGUGAGGUCCCCAGAGAGUAGACAUGAAAACCAUUUUCCUGUGCCUUCUUUGUCACCAGAUAUCUGCCCACCAGAGCUCACUGUCUCAGCACCCUGCUCAGCCCCCAGCCUGAGAGCAGCCACGGGCUCCAAACCCAAAGUAGCACUGGAUCCCCACAUUCGCCUCAAGGAUGGCAAGCUGGAGCUGGUUCUGCAGUACCUCGGCCUGGAGGUGACAGAGGAGAAGAAGAGGCAGCUGCGGCAGAGCCUGACCACAGACUCGCAGGGGACGGUGGCCUAUGGAGAUCUCCUCCAAGCACUCAGGGAUGUGAUGCAGGACGAGCUGGAUGAGGCUGGCCUGGACUCCAGCUCUGUGCUCUUCACGCAGCAUGAGGUGGCCAGCCUGCUGGAUACGUCAGCGUUCCACUCCCCGACCCUUGACUCGCUCAGCUGUAAUGGCAAUGAGGAGAUGGAGCAGCUGCAGCUGGAGAUGACCGACCUGCGGCAAGAAGUCCGAAGGCUGAAGUCUCUCCUGAAAGAGGUGGAGAACAGUAAGAAGUCAAUGGAAGAUGAGCUCCAGAGGCUGAACCAGAAAGCCCUGGGCUUCCUUUCGGAGAACCGGACGCUGCACAGCAAGCUGCAGAUGGCCGAGGUGGUGCAGAGACAGGCACACAGUGCAGAGCAGGACUAUGAGGAAGUGAUCCACUUGCUGGAAGCUGAAAUUGCAGAACUGAAGAUGCAGCUGGCAGGGAAGAAAGCAAAACACGCCUCUGAGAUAGAGGAGGACAUCCUGGAGCUGAAAAGACAGCUGUCCCUGGCUGAUGGCCAGUUACGGAAAUCCGAAGUCUCACGGAAGCGCCUGGAGAUCUGCAAUAGGAAACUGCUCCUGUUUGUGCAGAACGUUCACAAGGUCCUGAGCACACCCAGUCACUUACAGGAUGAGAAAAGAGUCAACAGUGAAACAGAAGAGGAUAAAACAAAGGCAGUCUCAGAUACAUCUCUUCCAUCUUCAGAUCUUGUUGACCUUUUGCUAUCAGAAGCUAAAGAGCUGCUAGCACCAAUGCUCUCCAACAAGGAUGCUUCGCCGUGUGACAGGGACCAGUGCCUGCCUGCUGAAGGGCUCCCAAACUACAAGGACCAUCUCCAUCAGAAGACCACGUGGCCUCCUCCUCCAAGCCAGAACAAGGGUGACCAGCUGCAGUCACCGAGCCCAACCAAGGAGCUGCCUGCAAAGCCAACAUAA